This is a messenger RNA of Botrytis cinerea B05.10, 1142 nucleotides long. RefSeq lists its product as hypothetical. Lineage: Eukaryota; Fungi; Ascomycota; Leotiomycetes; Helotiales; Sclerotiniaceae. The record is from RefSeq and is a predicted model, not a curated record. The coding region runs from base 263 to 844 and encodes 193 amino acids. The transcript has 2 exons.
GCUUCCAUUCUCUCACAUAAAGAAUAUACAAAGAGAGUACCAUCUAGCUGGAGUGCUACUUUGAAUAUCAACCAUGGGUUCUAUAUCGACUUUCAAUUUCGAUGCUAUCGUCUUCGACUUGGGGAAUGUCAUGAUCAAGAUGCCUCCUCAAGCACCUAGAGCUACAGAAACAGCUCCCAUACCGACCCUCCGACGCUUGAUUUCAACAUCUGCUUGGAUGCGUUACGAAUGUGGUGAGCUUGAUGAAACGUAGUGCUACGAGAUGCUAGGAAAGAAAUUUGGACUCCCACCAUCUGCAAUCACUACAGUUAUGUCUGAAGCACAAGAUACUUUCGAAUACGACACGGCGAUUCUUUCCUGGAUUCGUGGACUGGUGGAAGAGACGCAUGGAUUACUAAAAUUCAUUGCUAUAUGGAGAACUCCAAUCCCAGAGCACACCACCCUGUAUAAACGAUGGGGAGACGACUUAUUCUCAACAUUCGAUGAAACUUUCACUUCAUCCUCCAUUGGCAUUCGUCAGCCAAACCUAGGAUUCUAUCGGCACGUUACUAAAGCUACUGGAAGAGACCCCCGAAAAACAAUCCUUAUAGAUAGUGAUGUGCAAAAUCUAGUCACCGCGUGCUCACUAGGGAUACAUACCAUUCCUUACAAAACCCUACCUGCCCUCUCCAGAACAAUGAAAAAUAUAUUCUACGAUCCAUUGAUCCGGGGAGAUAUCUUCUUGAAUCGCAACGCAAAACGCUUGCAUCCCGAAACCGAUUGCGGUACUGUCCUCGUAGAAAAUUUUGUACAAUUGCUCAUCUUGGAUAUCACUGGUGAUGAGUACGCCCUUCGCAUAACUUGAAUCCACACAUGAAAAGUGUACUAAUCAUCCCGGUAAAGGAGUCUGAUAAUACUACAAAAACCAGAUUACAUACGCCAAACAACAUGAAAUUAUUACAUUGAACAACCAAGUUUCACAAACAUGAAUCCACCCAAUGAUCUCGACACCACUUCUUUAGCGCUGCAAGUUAUGCCACCCGAUAACGACACGAUUACCUCAAUGCUCGACAAUAUGCUGAAAUAUAUAAAUCCUGACGGAAUCCCAUAUGUGAAGCACCCGAGAAAGUUUCGGAAAAAGUCCCGGAAACAAAAGCUAACCA